Molecule: messenger RNA, 917 nt
Organism: Carassius auratus (goldfish)
Lineage: Eukaryota; Metazoa; Chordata; Actinopteri; Cypriniformes; Cyprinidae
Product: guanosine-3',5'-bis(diphosphate) 3'-pyrophosphohydrolase MESH1
Exons: 5
Coding region: 136-678 (180 amino acids)
Molecular function (GO): guanosine-3',5'-bis(diphosphate) 3'-diphosphatase activity
Source: RefSeq, a predicted model, not a curated record
AAACGAACAAUUAUUUCACGACUCGCUUGUUUCACUACGAACAUUUUAGACUCGCGGACACAAAACAACCGUGUUCUAUACACAAACAACAUAACUAUAUCGUAAAAUUACUCUUGUUUUUAAUAUACAAUAGCUAUGAGCUCCUCGUCGACCGCGGUGCUGCUGGAAACGAUCAACUUCGCCGCAGAGAAACAUCGCAAUCAGCGCCGCAAAGAUCCUGAUGCCACACCAUACAUCAAUCACCCCAUAGGGGUGGCAAGGAUUUUAAGUCACGAGGGUGGAAUUACAGAUAUUGAAGUUUUACAAGCUGCAUUGCUUCAUGACACCGUCGAGGACACUGACACAAGCUUCGAGGAGCUGGAGGCUGUGUUUGGACCAACUGUGACGAGGAUCGUCCAGGAGGUUACUGAUGACAGGACAUUACCAAAAGAGGAGAGGAAGCGGCUGCAAGUGGAGCACGCACCGCACCGCAGCCAUCAGGCCAAGCUGGUGAAACUAGCUGACAAGUUGUAUAAUUUGCGGGACCUCAAUCGUUGCACUCCGUCUGGUUGGACGGCAGAAAGGGUUCAAGAAUACUUUGUGUGGGCUUCUCAAGUGGUAAAAGGCCUCCGUGGGACCAAUGCAGCACUCGAGGAGAAAAUGCAGCAGCUCUUUUUGGAGAGAGGAGUGCAGUUAUGAUGAUGUCACAAGCCACUGGUUGAAAUUAAAUGAUGGUGCUUUUUCUUUUCUUUUUUUUAACUGAUCAUCAUGGAAUAAAGGGAAAGUUCAGGUCACCUGGAAGUCAGUCUUUCUUCUGUGGAACACAAGAGGAGACUUUAAAGGGAUGCUCCAGCCCAAAAUGAAAAUUUUGUAAUUAAUAAUCACUUACCCCCAUGUCGUUCUAAACCCGUAAAAGCUCAGUUCGUCUUCAGAAGACA